This is a messenger RNA of Suillus fuscotomentosus, 1095 nucleotides long. Its product is annotated as MM3350-like domain-containing protein. NCBI's taxonomy places the organism in Eukaryota, Fungi, Basidiomycota, Agaricomycetes, Boletales, Suillaceae. The transcript has 2 exons. The record is from RefSeq and is a predicted model, not a curated record. The coding region runs from base 55 to 738 and encodes 227 amino acids.
CUUAAACACUUAGAUAUAUGAUCGUCUAAAGGCUGAAAGAAAGCCAUUCACAAAAUGCCCAUCCGCACCUACAUCUUCAAAGUUGAUCUCCUUGAGUCUCGAGACCCAGAAAUCUCGAGGACCUUUUCCAUACCCGCAUCAUGGACAUUUCAAAAGCUUCAUGCCGCGAUCCAACACGUCUUCCUCUGGCAGAACGAGCAUCUCCACGUGUUUACGUUUCAAAUUCCAAUUGGAGGGGGCAUAAACAAAGUUGUAUCGAUACAAGAUACAGACAUGAUGGGGCGGGAUGAUGAAGAGGGACCUAACGAUAUCGUCCUGGAUGAAAAAAAUGUCAAACUCAAGGACGUAUGGGACAACAACGGAAGGUAUCACAGGGACGUCACUAAUGACGGAACCCUGGGGGGUUGCUUCUAUGAAUAUGACUUUGGUGAUUCUUGGGAACAUGAAAUUACCCUGUUGGCAGUCGGCACGUCCGAUGUGAAGGAAGUCUCAGUUCUUGAGGUUUCCGGUUGUGCACCCCUCGAGAACAGUCACGGGGUCCUGGGAUGGGAGGGCCUUAAGAGAGCCUUCGCGGAUCCAAACCCCAAUGACGUGUCUCUUGAAGCGAGGAGGUUAUCAUGGCUUGUUUCGCCUCUGGGCGGUGCAUUCCACCCCGCUAUAGCACCGACUAUAGAGCAGCUCAAUGCACCUGGGCUAUUCGAUAAACGCUUCAGGCAGAUUCGCAGGGGCAUUCUAUGAUUUGUGGCAAAACCAUGCUCCGAAGGCCUUUGCGCUCGGAUUACGCUCCACACCUACCGCUUUACGUAUAGCAUGAGGACGGGACUCAAGUACUCACCACCCACGUUAAUUACAACGUACUUAAAGCCCUGUAAAAUAGUCAGAGCAGCAGCGUACUUAUUUGCUGCUGCUAUGUAGUAUUAGGAGGACAUAUGUCCCCGGACUAUCCUAGUAAGUAGUCACUUCGCUAGUUCUAGGUCUUGAGACCCAGAAGCUCGCAGUGCGAGGCUUUGUAUUCACAUAACGUAUCUAAUAUGAUAUGAUCGUCACUGAGUAGAAGAGACCCGUAACUGAGAUCUGAGAAUUGGUGGUGGCUAG